This is a messenger RNA of Pelodiscus sinensis (Chinese soft-shelled turtle), 3194 nucleotides long. It is a transcript of the gene THBS4, whose product is annotated as thrombospondin 4. The record is from RefSeq and is a predicted model, not a curated record. Gene Ontology annotation, biological process: response to endoplasmic reticulum stress; cell adhesion. Gene Ontology annotation, molecular function: calcium ion binding. Gene Ontology annotation, cellular component: extracellular region. Lineage: Eukaryota; Metazoa; Chordata; Testudines; Trionychidae.
UGAAACGGCCCCAGUCUGGGCUGCCCAGCGUGAGCGAGUCAUUGUCCCUGCAGAGCCGCGGAGCAGCCGCCGCCGGCUCCGAGUCGCGCUCCCUGCCCCUACGGGACAGCUCCCUCCUCGCAUCUCCUCCCCCAGGAGCCGAGAAGCGGAGCCGAGCCUGUGAAGGGGCCUGGGCUUCACCCCUACCACGGCGUGAUGAGCAAGCGCCAAGUCACCGUCCUGCUCCUGCAAGUUCUCCUGCAGUUGUGCCCGGGCUCCGGCGCCCAGCCUGCCCCGCAAGUUUUUGAUCUUCUUUCAUCUCCCAGCCGGAGAGUGGUAACCUUUCUACAGCAAGCACUUGCUGAUCCUACUUUGAAUGAAGUAUAUGUGCUCUCAACAUUCAAACUGCAGCCAAAGAGUACAGCCACCAUAUUUGGCUUAUACUCUUCGGAUGACAACAGCAAGUAUUUUGAAUUCACGGUGGUGGGGCGAUUGAAUAAAGUCAGCCUGCGUUACUUGAAGAAUGAUGGGAAGUUAAACUCUGUGAUGUUCAGCAGCAUCCAGUUGGCUGAUGGGAAGCGCCAUGCAGUCCUUUUGAGGUUGAGUGGUCUGCAACGGGGAUCCAUCACAGCAGAGUUAUAUCUAGAUUGCAUGCAGGUGGAUGCCAUUCAAGGUCUGCCUAAAGCGUUUUCAGGUCUAUACCAGAGCUCAGAGUCUCUGGAAAUUCGCACCCUACAGAAAAAGGCACAGGACACUUUGGAUGAACUGAAAGUGGUAGUGAAAGGCUCACUUUCUCAAGUUGCAAGUCUGCAAGAUUGCUUCCUUCAGCAGAUUGAGCCUGCUACUCAGAACACAGAUGAUUUUAAUAGGCAAUUCAUGGGUCAAAUGAUGCAAAUGAACCAAAUGCUAGGAGAUGUGAAAGACCUUCUCAGACAGCAGAUCAAGGAAACAACUUUUUUGAGAAAUACUAUAGCAGAAUGCCAGGCGUGUGGUUUGGGAGCUGAAAACUUUCCAACUCUUCCCCCCCAACCUCCUAAACCUAAAUGCGAAGCCAAUUCCUGUUUCAGAGGGGUCAGGUGCAGAGAGACAGAUGAUGGAUUUCAGUGUGGGCCUUGUCCCGAAGGGUUCACGGGAAAUGGAGUUACAUGCUCAGAUAUUGAUGAGUGCCGCUAUAGUCCAUGCUUCCCUGGGGUGCUUUGUGUGAACAUUGCCCCAGGCUUCCGAUGUGAGGCCUGCCCUCCAGGAUACAUAGGCCAGGCAGUUCAUGGGGUAGGAAUCAACUCUGCCAAGAAUAAUAAGCAGGUCUGCUUGGAUUUUGAUGAAUGUAACAAUGGCCAAAAUGGAGGUUGUGUUCCAAAUUCCCAGUGUAUAAACACCAUGGGUUCUUACCGCUGUGGCCCAUGCAAACCUGGUUACAUUGGAGACCAGGCUAAAGGAUGCAAGGCAGAGAAAAGCUGCAGAAAUCGAGCCUUGAACCCAUGCAGUGUCUACGCACAAUGUAUUGAAGAGAGACGUGGAGAGAUUUCAUGUACUUGUGGCAUUGGUUGGGCUGGUGACGGUUAUAUCUGUGGAAAGGACAUAGAUAUUGAUGGCUAUCCUGAUGAAAAACUUUCAUGUGCUGCAGAUAGCUGCAGAAAGGACAACUGCAGAUUUGUUCCAAAUUCAGGACAAGAAGAUGCAGAUGGUGAUGGGAUUGGAGAUGCUUGUGAUGAGGAUGCUGAUGGAGAUGGAAUUCCUAAUGAACAGGAUAACUGUAUAUUGGCUCCUAAUGUUAACCAGAGGAACAGUGAUCAAGAUAUCUUUGGAGAUGCUUGUGACAACUGUCGCACAGUCUUGAAUAAUGACCAGAGGGACACAGAUGGUGAUGGGAAAGGAGACGCCUGUGAUGACGACAUGGAUGGAGAUGGUAUUAAGAACCUUUUGGAUAACUGUCAGAGAGUUCCCAACCGGGACCAAAAUGACCAGGAUAAUGACGGUGUUGGUGAUGCUUGUGACAGCUGCCCCACUAUCAGCAACCCCAAUCAGUCAGAUAUUGACAAUGACCUGAUUGGAGAUUCUUGUGACACCAAUCAAGACAGUGAUGGAGACGGACACCAGGACAGCACAGACAACUGUCCCACAGUCAUUAACAGCUCCCAGCUCGACACAGAUAAGGAUGGCCUGGGUGAUGAGUGUGACGACGAUGAUGAUAAUGAUGGGAUUCCGGACCUCAUCCCCCCGGGCCCUGAUAACUGCCGCCUGGUUCCCAACCCUGGACAGGAAGAUGACAACAGUGAUGGAGUUGGUGAUAUAUGUGAAUCGGAUUUUGACCAGGAUACAAUAAUCGAUCGAAUUGAUAUUUGUCCUGAGAAUGCUGAGAUCACCCUGACAGAUUUCAGGGCUUAUCAAACGGUGGUCCUGGAUCCUGAAGGUGAUGCUCAGAUUGACCCUAAUUGGAUGGUUCUGAACCAGGGUAUGGAGAUUGUACAGACCAUGAACAGUGAUCCUGGCCUGGCAGUUGGUUAUACAGCUUUCAAUGGGGUUGACUUUGAAGGCACCUUUCAUGUGAAUACGGUGACGGAUGAUGACUAUGCUGGCUUUAUUUUUGGUUAUCAAGACAGUUCCAGUUUUUACGUGGUAAUGUGGAAGCAGACAGAACAGACUUACUGGCAAGCAACUCCAUUCAGAGCUGUUGCAGAACCUGGAAUUCAGCUUAAGGCUGUUAAAUCUAAGACUGGCCCUGGAGAACACCUCAGGAAUUCACUCUGGCAUACAGGGGACACCAAUGACCAGGUCAGACUGCUAUGGAAAGACCCCAGAAACGUGGGCUGGAAAGAUAAAGUCUCGUAUCGCUGGUUCUUGCAGCACAGACCCCAGGUUGGAUACAUCAGGGCACGAUUCUAUGAAGGGUCUCAGCUGGUGGCAGAUUCUGGAGUAACUGUAGACACUACCAUGCGUGGAGGAAGACUUGGUGUUUUCUGCUUCUCUCAGGAAAACAUUAUUUGGUCCAACCUGAAAUAUCGUUGCAACGACACCAUCCCAGAGGACUUUCAGGAAUUUCAAGCUCAGCAGCUUGGAGUUGGAGAUAUCUAACACAGAAAGCAACCUGAUGUUGCUAUUUCAAACGGCAAAAGCAAUACUCAUUUGUUGUAAGAAUGCACACCACAGCUUGUUCUGGUUAAUAUAACUGUCAGACUUUUUUAUGUAAAUGUGAAAAUAAAAAGGAGAUAAAGUAA